This is a messenger RNA of Durusdinium trenchii, 15079 nucleotides long. The record is from the annotation of a GenBank genome assembly. Lineage: Eukaryota; Dinophyceae; Suessiales; Symbiodiniaceae.
AUGAGGCGCUCAUUGGACCAGGCACUGGAAUCACUGGAAGUCAGCAACCGGUUGCGAAGGGGAGAGCAAUGGCAGCAUUGGCUCCAGCUCGCAGAUGCGCAUGAUCAUGGCUGGUAUGUGGAAGUGAUUCUGCGCUUUGCAUUGCGGUGCUUUUCGGACAGGUCUAUCAUUGGCCAGGGUAAAGCUUCAGGCAGUUGCCCAGAGUUUGAUCGCCUUGAGCACGCCUGGGGAGGCGGAUCUCAAGUCAAGGAUUCUGCGGGAAUUGUGGAAUGGAGCAUGCUAGUGUGGCAUCCGGACUUUUGGCAAACAGCUAGGUCAAUUGGAGGCACUCGAGCACAGUCGUUGACGCCAGGAAUCCUGCUGCCCUUGCAACACUCCUUGAGUUCUCUGGCUGAGAAGAUCGUGGCCGGGGAGUUGACAGUGCAAGAGAUGUUGCGAACUGCUCCCUUGAAUGCCUGGCAGAACUCUGCUUUCUUUGAGUUGCUUGAGCAUGGGCCAGUCACACAUCAGCUGCAAGACAUGAUCAAGAGAGUCCGGUUCAUGCAGGAGUUCGAAAUCAGUGUUCAACGACUUUCACAGGUGUUUCCGGGGCAAGCCGCAGCCAGUAUUUUGGCAGAGGGCCUCUACAAAUCGUUUCUCAAGGCAGCUACCAAUACUAAGAAACUUGAACCCUUGCCAGAGGUCUCGCAGCUCCGUGUACCCUUGGCUGAGAUCAAAGAAGAGUUAUGGACACUGCCUGUGGAAUUGCCUUCGAAACUCCAGGUAUCUCACGUUGAUGUACCACUGCCCAGCUUCUCCUUGGUGCUGACUGCCAUCAAGACUCUUCGUUUGGCCCGUUCAGGGAGUAACAGACCAUUGCAUUCAAUGCUCCAGGCAGUGGAGCAAGAAAUGAAUGCUUUGAACAACAAAGGAAGCGGCUUCAACUUGUUGGAGAAGGUCUUUGUUUUGUACCAGGGCAUUGAGCGGGUUUUGAAGGGUCUUUCAGAAGUUGGAGGUGAAGAAGCCAGGCUAUCAUCACAGGCAUUGAGUUUGAUUGAACGACAUUGGGCUCCCGUUGCUCCAACAAUGGUGUCGACACUUUUGGGAGAGAUUCAGUCAGUGAGCUCUUUGAGUUUUGGGGACUUGAAUGAAGUUGGUGGCCGAGUACAAGCAGUACUCAGAGGCAGAAAAACAGUGGAAUUUUGGAACCUUUGCACAAUGAUUCUGAGCCACUUAUCGAGCACCUUGCCAAACAGGGCAAUCCAGGGAGGAUUCUCAGAGGAAACAUGUGAUCUCGUUGCUUCCCUGCAAGCGAUGCAUGAAGCCUUCAAUGCAGCCAAAGAGCAGAAAAACGAAAGUAAGCUGACCACCAAGACUUUGGACCAACUGGACAGCGCUACACAAUGCUUGCGAGAGUUCUUUGAGUUCCUGGGCGGUGGAGAUGGAGACUCUGGCUUUGAACAGGUGCUGCGGCUUGUGACCACCAUGGCUGAAGGUCCAGGCCUCUCGUUUUUGAGAGUUUUGCUCAGCAGCGCUCAGAAAGGUGAGCAUUUGGCAAUGAGGCUGGCGGAGCUUGUGGAAGGCGCAUUGACACAGGAGACAUUGGCACAUGUGGAGCAAGCUUCAGCCGUCUUUAUGCCUCUUUGUGUCGCAGUCCUUUGGGCCAUGCGCUCUCCAAUUGAUGCUAACAAGUUUCGGGUCAUGGUGGAGGGUGAGUGGUCAGAACUGAUCCAGACGGAGGCUCUGCGCGCAAGCUCUCAGGCCCAGAUAGGAGAUUUGAUGCUGAAAAUGCUCCGUGAGACAUACAAGAUCCACGGAAGCAAGCUGAGUGAGUUCUUGGAGGGCUUGAGGUCAGCACUGCGGCAGGGAGGGGUACUAAAGCAAAAGCUGGAGGAGAAUUCUGAUGAUGCCACAGCCGUCAGCAAUACAGUUCAUGGAAUGGUGAGUGGAGGGUACUUGGAGCUGGCUCCCAGCACUGAUGCAACGCACUUCGAAGUUCUAGGUGUGUUCAAAUUCAGCAAGGACCAGGCGAUGAUCACACGAGAUGUUCAGCAACUCACCGAGUGCUCCGACAAAGCCAGCCUCGCUGUACCCAAAGUUGCCUUGGAUGCCGACAAUCCUACAGCCUUGACUCAAGAGAAAGUGCAAAUUUUCACUGGAUGCAUUGAGGGAAUUCUUGGCUUGCGGCAGGAGCUGACAGAGCUUCUUCUGAUUGGACACCCUUACUUGGAAGACGCAGGAGAAUUGCGAUUUCCACGUCAGGGAGAGGGCUUGUCAGCUUCAACAUUGCAAGAAGUCAAGGACACCUUGAGAUGGGCACAAGGUGCAAUGCAGCAAUGGUGCAAUGCCCUGGAUCAAGCCGGUGCCAGACAUGCAAUCAUGAGCACCAUCCCUGCCAGGAACAUUGUCAAACUUGCCCGUGCAGUGUUGAAUAGCACGCCUUCUGCAGUCGCUUCGCUGAUGUCCUUUCAAUGUCAGGUGGAGGGCAAGUUCGAGAGCGAUCAACAGUUAAACGAGUGGUUGGAACAGUGCAAGUGUUUUUCUCCCGGAGAAGGUGUUCAGGAGAAGUUCCUGGAAAAGCUUGCCGAAGUGUCAAAGCAGGUGAUUCCCCCACAUGCCUUGACCACAUUCUCGCCUUUGCAUCAGAUUGCUCGGUGUUACCCAAAGCAGAGAGCUUCUGACGAUGCAACUGCAAGAAGUAGAAUAGACCGCAGGCAGAAUCCGAAGUUCUACCCGAAACGUGUUCUAUUGAUUCAGGAGGAGUUGUCGCAUGAACCUGGCAAUUCGGCCUUGCAAAGCAUGGCCACAACCACAGUGCUUUCCUUGCUCUUGCCUCUUGGGAUCGGACCCAGUGCCGAAAAUCUCUUGCUGUGUGACUCCAGCACCACCAAGGAUGAUGUUUUGAGGUUUCUGCACCGAGUUACUCAUGCUACCCGCCUUGCUAUGGACACCUCUCGCCAAUCCCAGGUUCUCGGCGUUUGCGUUCAUGUGGAUUGCUUACAGCCGGAUGUGCUGCAGGAGCUCCUGUGCAGGGUGGAUGCCAUGCAAGCAGCGGUUGGUGCAAGGCGCACAGAAGCCGACAGCGUUGCUGAAUUUGAAGUGCGCCUGGCUUUCACACUGACCAUGCGUGCUUCCAAGACACUGAUCGAAACCUUGGAGAAGGACUUGUGCAAGCAGCAGCAGAUCAAUAUCUUGAAGCUUUCCAGCAUCAAAGCUUUUUUGAAAGAGGCUGGGGCAGCUGCUUUGGGAUGUCACAGCAUUGUGAGUUCCAAGUAUGCCGGAGAUGGCAAGACGCAUGCCAUUCGUAGAUCUGAGAAGUGGGACCCAGACUCUCAUGUCACAAUUGUUUGGGGUGGUGCCCAGACACGUGGGCAAGCAGCAAGAGCCUUGAGGAAGGCCGAGGGUGCUGGCUGCGUCCAUUUAGAGUUGCACGGAUUUGAAGAAGGUGGUGGGGUAGAUGCUGACAUGCUGCUGAUGGAGCUUCUUCUUUUUCGCUGUGUCUUUGAUCCCGAGAGGUCUGAGUGGACACGCUUCGCUGCUGACACGCCACUCUUCGUGGAAGUAGCAAACUCAAUCAAGAUCAGGCAAGGAACCGGCCCAGUUCAGCUCAUGAUGCUCUCAGCGCCGAUUCUGAAAGGUGUGCCAGGACAAAGAUUGAUCCAUGCAGACUCUCCAUUUCUUUUCAGUGGCGAGGAUCUUUUCCCGGAGAGGGCUGCUUCCAGCGCACGGGACUUCGCUUUGGCUGGUGCAGCCUUACUUCUGGGUGAAGAGACGCAAAAUCUGGUUGGGUGUGAAGGGGAGCAUGGCGUCGCCUUCAAGCUAAUGGCAGAUGCGCAAGGACAAGGCCUGGUGGUUGCGGGAGAUCAUGCAAACUUAGUGCAGGGGCUCUGUGGUAGAGUGGCUGAAGCAGCCUGUCUGGCACUGCGGGCGGCCUGGCUCCAUGGUGCGGCUGGUGAUGCAAGAAGAGAUCCUCCAGUACCAUCCAAAGCUACCAUCAUGUCCUUUUUGACUUUCUUGGCACACUGGACCAGGAAUUGGGCUCAACAGGCUUUCCUUUUCGAGAAGACCUUCGAGGGUCAGCGAGGAGUUGACAUUCGUGCCGCAUUCGUGCCGGUUUUGAAAGAGAUGAUUUCUAUGGCGGCUGCCAUGUGUUUGCGCUCCUCAGCAGCCGAGGCUCAACAGGGAGAGAGGGAGAAGAUAGUGGCUGGCGAGGAUGGAAUGACUUCCUCUUUGUCUGAGGCGAUGGCCUGUUCCUUGCGGUUCAUUGGGAACGGACAUGAUGUACCCAGUGCCUUGCUACGACUAUGGGACUUGGUGCGCAGGGACCUAGCACGUGGAAGAGAGCCUGAGACAAUUGUGCAGCCGCCAAGUGACUUGGGCAGUGCAACCCAAGAUAAAUUGCAAGCGUUGCUGCUAGACAUGAUGACAGGCCAACUUGAGGAGCAGCAAGUGCAUGCAGGUACGACCGAAGCUGAGAUUUUGGAGGCUCUCAACAAAGGGGAAGAACUUGCUCGACAAAAAGCAGAUGGAAGGAAGGAUGGUGGCACGGAGCAUAUGGUAGUGCAGUUCUGGGAUGAGCUGAAUACCUGUCCGCACCAGGCGCUCUUCAAGCAGAUUCUCAUUGACCGCAUCAACCCAAGCACUAGCAAACCCAUUCACAGGGGCUUGUGUUUCGUCGCCGCUUGCAAUCCUUGGCGCCGUGCAAGCCAAGGUAGCGUGGUGUGUGUUGGAUUUGAAAGCCCAGUCUCCCAAGAGGAUCGCUUGGCCGGUCUUGCGUAUCGAGUGCAUCCGCUUCCCGAAAGCCUGUUCACGCACCUGUCCUCGUUUGGGCAACUUGACUCCGAAACUGAAAAGCAGUACGUCAAAGAGAUGGCAUCUCAAGCUCCGCAACUCCUAAACCCUGAUGACCAGUGGCUUCGACCGCCUCCAUUGACCAAAUCCAUGUGCGAUCAUGUGGCUCAAUACGUGUGCAUCAUCCAUGACUUCUUCCGGGCUCUGGGCUCUUGUGUCUCGUUGCGGGAUCCAAAUCGUCUCUUGAAGCUCUGGGGGUUCAUUCGCUGGGAAUUGGAGCAGAGAGAGAAGCUGGAGAUGGCGAAAGGCCACUCACCCUCAGAUGCUUCCCGACGAGAAGUUAUUUCCUUGGUUCUGGCGCUUCAUUUGGCAUAUGAAGUGAGGCUUCCAGAUCUUGAGAAGCGGAAUGAGCUGCUGGCAGCUCUCCUCCAUCAAUCCAACAUCGGCGAUCUCUUGAAGACUUCCUUCCCACAUGCUUGCAAGAAUGAACUCGAGUGCAUCAAGACCUGGCGCGACAUAGUGCUGGAUGAGCAGGACUACUGGCUAAAUGCAUUCGAUGUGGCAGACAACAUUGCCAAAGUUCGGGCGCUGAGAGAAAACAUUUAUGCUGCGCUGAUUUGCUCCAUGACCCGCACACCCAUUUUCAUCCUUGGAAAGCCUGGUUGCUCGAAGUCCCUGACAGUGUCUCUUCUGAUUAGUGCCUUGGCCGACCCCUACAAAGAGCAGUUGCUGCACUUGGCAAGCUUGAGUGUCCAGCCAUACCAGGGGAGUCGCCAGUCAACCUCGAGUGCCUUGCUCCAGGUCUUUGAAAGGGCACUUGCUAGACAGAAGAAACUCCGGACUCUGAAUCGAAGAACGCGGCCUUUGGCCUUGGUUUUGCUGGAUGAAGUUGGAUUAGCAGAACAGAGCCCUCACAAUCCGCUCAAGGUUUUGGAGCGUCUGAAGCGUCCAGAAUCCAGAGGCUGGCUGCUCCGGCGCGCCAGCGCCCCGAGCCCACAGCCUGCGCAACUCCAAAAGUAUUUGGCGCGCCAGAGCCCCGAACCCACAAUCUGCGCAACUCCGCCCACAGGCUCGCAGAGCCCAGAGCCCACAGCGCCGCCCCUGCCUUCGCCAGAGCAGGGGUCGGCGGAUUUGUCCCAUGAAAGUGAGAUCCGUGGCCAAUUAGAAGCCAGUCUAGGCCACGUGGCAGCUGCCUUCAUGGAGAUUUUGCAGAAUCAGAUGCCCCGAGACUUUCAUGGUCUCCGCGAUUGGUACGGGAUGUGCUCAUUUGCAGCACGCCUGCUGCUGGCUGCAGAUGUGGAGAUGGGUUGGGGUUGCGAAGAAGUGAAGCAUGGAGCUUUGAUGCAUGCGGUUUCUGAUGAGCUGGGCAAAGAAGCUGAGCAACUUGUCAAAUUAUGUCGGGAAAGGCAUUUGCAGUUCGUGCCGGCAGAUUGGGCUUUGACGAUGGCAGUCCUCAACAACAUGAGUGGCAACCACUCCUCAGGUGCACUUGACAAGAUGCUUCACAGCCUCAGCCAGAAUGAACACCAGCAAACCCACCAGUCGAUACCAGUUCUUGAAGAAAUCUAUUCAGAAAUCCUCCAUGUCUCGAAUCGCUUGGACAGUUUGCUCGGUGAUGUGGCCGGCCGGCAUAUCAUGGUAAUUACUGACUCUCCUGGGCCUGUGAUUGCUUGGAUUCAGCACCGGGCUCGUCAAGUGGCAAAUUGGAAUCCUGAGAGCUUGGUUGGAAGCCCACUGAAACAGGAUCAGGUGAGCACUGAGAUGUAUGCUCAAUCCAUGAUCCAAGCUGCAAUUGUGAGUAUGGCGCAGGAAAGGCGCCUCCUCAUAUUGCAGAACUUGGACAUCAUCUACGCAGCCCUGUACGAUGUCUUCAACUCCAACUCCAGCCGUGCCAGUGGCCUCAACAGUCAAAGGUACUGCCGAAUUGCUCGGCAAGGCUUCUGCAACAAUCGGUGCGCGGUGGCAGAUCAGUUCAAGGCAGUCCUUGUGGUGACUCGCGAACGAGCUGCGAGGUAUGAACCAGCUUUGCUGAAUCGCUUUGCCAAGCUGGAGGUAGAUCGCAGCUCCGACACCCGAGACGAGGAGGACGAUGCUGAAGGACUCAUAGUGGAAUUGGAAGAUUUGUUGCCCUCCAUGGACGAAGUUCUUGAGUGGCAGGAGCAGCUGGCCAAGGCUUGCCCAGCAGUGCAGGGAAAGAACGGAGAACGGCCGACAGACGUCGUUGCAGCUUGCCCAAUGAAUUCGUAUGAGCCUGAUCUGGGCCUUUUUUUGCAAACUCUCACGAUGUCGGCUUUCAUGCGAAAUGCUCAGUCUGAAUCGCUUGAAGAUGGCUGCGUGGGCAGUGCCGUGACAAAGGAAGCGUUGUUCUCACUAUUGGCCUCGCCGGACUGCAUGCUGGAGGGACGGAUGGAUUCACACACAUAUUGUCGAAGCUCAAAGUCACACUUUGGAGAACUCAUGAGGGAAUUGUACAACAAGUUUGGCGAUUCAGCAGGCCAUGUGAUCGUUCCAGUGCUUGUUCCGACUUUCAGCGACCCGAAUCAAUCACUUGACCUGGAGGCAAUGCCAGGCUUGAAAGAUCAGGAGAAGGUCUUCUCCAAGGUGUGCAUCGCCAACAUCAUCUCCGAAGCUGCUUUGAGAGAGAACAUGAAAGAACAUAUCGAGCAGAUUGAAAAGCGGCUAUCAGGGAGCAACGGCCAAAUCCUCUCAGUCUUGCAUGUGCACGUGAAUAUGAAGCAAGACGAUGCCCAGGACAUUGUGGAUUACAUGCGGUUUCAACUGGAGUGGUGUGCUGAACAGAUCGAGGGCAGCCUCAAUGGCAAGCUCAAAGGAUUUGGCUUGCACAUUCUAGCUUUGGUUGUUCAUGGUGUGCGAGGAAGUGGCGGGGAACAUAGCAUGCGACCUUUUCUGUUAGCUGGACCUGGUGCUGAACAGAGUCAGAGUAGGCCUUCGACUUUGGAUGUGAGGAAGUGUGAAUGGACUGGGGUUGGUGUCGAUCACUUUUCGCACGUGUUGCCAUGGGGAAUGCGACCUGAGGAGCUUUUGAAGGGCACAAUUGCAGAGAUUUACGGUCUUGAAGAGCCAUCUCCGGAUCGUUUCCGGAGGAUUCUUGCAGAUGCAUUGCCUCAUGUAGUUCCUCGUUUUGGAUUUGAUUCCCAACACGCAGACAGCUUUGUCAUCGUCCAAUCCUUGCUGCAAGAGAUCAACGACAAGCCAGAGUUGGUCAGUUGUGUUCGCUCUGUUCUGAGUGAGCAGCUGUCGAUGGAGCAGGCUCAGUGGCGCGUCUAUGUAGCAAAAGACAUCCAGCUCUUGCGACGCACGGGCCCAUUCCAGCUGGCCCUUCUGUCACAUCUACGACAAGACGAGAAGAUUCUGCCGGUCAUGAAGGCGCUAUGGCUUCACAGUUUGCAUAACAGCUGUCCAAGCAUUGUCCAAUCAGAACCCCUGCUUUUGACCAGACGUUCUAGCUGGUUGACCCCCGCAGACAGCAGGGAACAUGAGUUUGUGCGAAGUGAUCACUGGAGACCGGUGGCCCAAUCGCUGUUGAACGCUCCAAGUCAACCAAUUUGCCGUGAGCCGAUGCUGUCACAACUUCAUUCCAGCAACCGACGAGCAUUUUUGAUGCCUGGAAGCGUGGCUGUGAUGCAAAUCAUUCUGCCCCAGUUGCAAACCAAGAAUCUGCUGCCAGAGCAAGACUUCACCGAAGUCUUGCUUCGUGAAACCAUCCGCUUGUCAGCAGUAGUCCGGCAUUGCCUGCCUGUUGCAGUUUGGGAAGCUUUGAAAGCAGUGGGGGAACAGGUGACGUUGGAUGAGGCGACUGAUGGGAUUGGCCUGCUGGGCAAUGAUGUGAUCAUUGAAAUGGCUGCACGUGCGUGUGCCUCCGUGCAGGAUUGGCUUGAUGCAGGCCAAGCAAGUUUCGAAAGUGUCCGUUCCCAUCUCGACCAGCUUGUCCUUGCCCUGGUGCGCAAUGUGGCUUCACAACAAGAAAGCUAUGUUCACACUUGUGGUGAGGGUCAGAAAUCAGUGUUAGUUGAGGAUCCGCAUGUGUUGAGAGCACUUCUGCCAGCAGUGGCAGCAGCGAUGCUACGACCCAUCUCGCAGCAGGUCGCAGCUUUGCAAAAGCAAUUUCCCACGACUCGCAGCUGGACCGAAUACUUGGAGCCUCUUCUAGAUCCCUUCCCAGUGGCUGGAACGUGGAACACCUUCUUGAAAAGAGGGGUCCGAGCAGCAUUUGAACUACAUGCUGCAGAUCUGGAAGAAUUGCUUUGCCUGAGUGCUGCAGCUGGUGAUGAUGUCCAGGAGUCUUUGCAGCUCUUACGCCAGCUAUCUGUGACCAUCGAAGAUUUCGUCAUCACCGUGGGUUGCAGUGAUGCAACUGUGGUCAGUGUUGCAGCCAUCAGCCACAUGCUUUCGCACGGCGUUUCGCCAGAACAAGCUCUUAGCAUUUGGACCUUCAUGAGGAACAACUCGGAAAAACAUUUGCUCUUGGCUUUGGCGGGCCUAGUUGAAAUACACAACAUUGACACCACGAUCCCGCUUGUUGGAGUAUCAUACGCAUUGCAGCUCCUAAGCGAGGAGUCCAAAGCAGAUCCGUCUGCACUUGAGGCUUGCCUUGCCCUGAUGAAUCAAGCUAUUCACCGCUCAGAGGGCUGCUUCCAAAAGUUGUGCCCACUGAAACCCUACCUCCAACAGAUCUCCAUCUAUUUGAUGGAACAUCUUGUCCCCAGGGUUCGGGUUACAAGCUUCAGCAGCUGGUCGCAAACGCAGUGGGUUUCCGAGGAAAUUCUUCAGUCUUUCUACUCACUAAUGGAGGAGCAAGAGGUUGAACCGAGAACGAGUGCCUCACUGAUGCACCUCUUAGACGCUGUGUUGCCCUCCAGAGUCGAGGGCGUCGGAUGGGACAUCCCUUUGGUUGCAUCCUUGUCUGCUGCCUUGUCAAUGACGUCUCAACUCGGCUUGGUCAUUUCCCAACUGGUCGUCCAAUCGCUCAAAAAUACGUUUGGCAACUCAUCAAAGCAGGCGUUAGCCAUGUUGGAGGAGGCUUUCAAGAAGGCCUUGAAUGUACUGCGGGAGGGAGACUCCGUGAAGUCUCAGGUUUUUGUCGCGUUGGUUCUUGCCAGAGAGCUUGUUUUGCAGAGUGUCGAUUUGGUCGAGGCAGCAGUGGAAGACGAGAUGUUUGAGCAGAGGUUGGACAACAUUUUGACGGAUGUCGUUCAGGCUUUGGGGAUGCAGCUUGGAGGGCUGCCUCCAGACGAUGUUGGCACGUUGUUGUGCACCUACCAGGGGCGAGAUCUUCGAGUGGAGCAGCGUCCUACAGCUUUUGCAUCCCUUUAUGUGCUUGCAGCAGCUCGACGGCGUGAGAGACCACUUCCAACGAACACAGCUGUCAAACAUUUGCUAGAGGUGGUUGCCUUAAACACAGGAGGGGGUGACAGUGACCUGCACCGUUUCCUUGAGGGUUGCAGGGCAGAAUCUGUGACGUUUUCCAACGCCCUGGGCUUGUCGCUGUUGCUGCCAGACCAGGUUCGUCCGGAGGUUAGAUCAGUAGUGGGAUGCCUGCAUGAUAUAGGUUCAGAAGAUCAGUCGCGCUCGGAGCAGGCUGCGCAACGGUUUAAAGAAAUCUGCGGCAAGAAAUGCGAGACCUUCCAGGCUUUGCUUGAGAUCAUGCGAGCAGUGGGAGAAGUUGCUUGCAUGCAAUGCUCGGCCGAAGACGAUGACACACUUGACCUAGCAGGCCGAAUAGCGGACGAAUUGCCGAGCGUUCUUGGACGGGCUGGAGAGCUUUUGCGAUUGAAAGGAGACGAUGAGACUGAGUGGAACAUUGAUUUCCUCAACAUGGACGGCGAACAUGCUUGGCGAGCAUCCAUCUUCACACACCUCGUUUGCUUGCUCGGGGCCGCCCACGCCAGCGUCAACCAGAGGCAGGAGAACUUGCCAUCAGCUAUCAAGCCCUUCACCGCUUUCAACGACAUCGAUGAACCGACUCUGAAUUCCACGUUUUGGCCUGGAGUGCCCGAUGAUUGGUGGCAGUCCUUGAGGUACUCAGGUUUGCACAAACACUUGCUCCCCGUCACUGGGAACAUAGGUUGGGCCCAAUGCCAGUGUGGGUACCGCUAUUGCUAUGCCGAAUGCGGUGCCCCUGUCUCUGCCGCAAAAUGUCCAAGCCCGGAGGGUGAAGGUCGCUGUACUUUGAUGAAUGGAGGCCAGAACCACACCUUUGCGCCUCACCAGCAGCUGAUUGCAGUGGUGGUUACUGCACGUCCACACGGAACGGGGUGGCCUCCGGUUUUCCACUCAAUGAGCCAAGGGUUCCCAGCUGCUUUUCAGCCUCCACCACCUUCUCCCGGUCUUUUUGCCUUGACGGAGGCUGACUUGCACAUCUCAGUGACAGAAGCGGAUCGGGCAGUGGUUUCCCACAGUCUCAUGUCUGAAACAGUCCGUCAAGAUUGGAAUCAGCCACUUGGCAAGCCUCCUGAUCCGAAGAGCGGUUUGCACCCAGUGACAUUUCGAGUACUCCAUCUUUUGAUCCAUGCCAGUGCCCUGGUUGGGAUUGAGAUGGAAUGGGUGCAGGGGCGAGAAAACAUCGUCCAACUCUUGCAGGGACACCUUCGGCAGGUUGCUCGAAUCAACCCAGUGAGGAACGCAAAUGACACUGUGUGGUAUUUCAUGGCGAAUGUGGAAGCUGAUUUGGAUGCUCUUGCCAAGUUGCUUAGUGGCAACCUUGAAAUUGCAACGCUCUUCAUGCAUGCUGUGCUUCACCGGCUGGGAUCUUUGCAGCCACAGGAGCAGCCAAGCGGACAGAACCUGACCACUCACGAGGCUCGAGUUGCUUACGAGAUUUGGUUUCACAACACCAUCAUUCGGCCGAUCUUGGGUGAGAAAGGUGCAAGCGGCGACUUUCCACUGCCAGGGGUUCAUGCUCUACGCAGACAGGCAAGCCAGGGGACAGACCCCAACAAGUUCCUGGCAACUGACCUGCUGGCACGAAGGGGUCUUCCAGCCGAAGCCUGGGUCAAUGUGAAGGAAGGGGUGCGAGCAGGUUUGCUUUUGCAUGUUCUCAGGCCCUCUGUAAUCGCCUCUGCAGAAGAUACCCUGGAAGAGCUUGUUGCAGCAACUUGCGGUGGCAAUCGCUUUGUGAUUCUGCGAUGGCUGAUGGCUGGAGUAGAGGAGGAUGGAGUUUCUUGGAGUCUUCUGCCUGACCUUUUUCGAGCUGCCAGUCUGGCGUGGAUCCUGCCAUUCAUACAGUUGGUCCGGGACAAGGAGGGGGGGAAGAUAACCAUGAGAGAAGCACGCACCACAACAAUCCGAGCCUGGCUGGAAAGCCAGCCGGGUCACGAGCAGCACCGUGCUUGGAUCACCUUCCGCAAUUUCGAGGCGGCUUGGAACGCUGCUUUGGCAUCCGACCAGUUGCGAGAUGGCUGUGGAGUCAUUCGGCUUCCAAGUGUUGCACUUGAAUCACCUUUAGCCAUCGCAUGCCCCAUUGCAGAUCCUGAAAAGCCGCAGCAUGGUGACAUUCCUGUCGGAAAUCAGGCUGACAAGCCUGAGCAUAUUGCCGCGCUCGGCCUGCAUCACCUUGCAGCGAGUCACAACAAGCUGAUUGCGCAGGUCAAAGCCUAUUUGGAUGACCGCAAAUCUUUGUCGGCGCAUGUGAGAGCUAGAUUACAUCCUUCAGCGGGACUGUGCCAGUCCAGUGGCCAGUGCCAACCCGCAGCAGAGACGUGCCACGACCAAAGUGUGCGACUGAUACAGAAAGCAAGUGCAACGGACUUGUUUGUUUUCCCAUCGCAGCUUGAGGAUGCUUGUGCAGUCGAAGAUGAUGUGCAUCCACAUGGGCCGAGAACCUUCCGAUUGGACUACAAAAUUGUCACUUGUUGCCAAGACUUCUUUCAAGUUCCAUGGAGGGCAGAUCCCCCAGCUCGAGGUGAACAUGAUUUUGAAGCCAUGGAGAAUGACCUUGCAUGGAGGCUCAUUGCAGGCCGUCGUCCACUGCAAAUUUGCAGCGACCUGGGCCAGGAAGAGGACCACAAGGAUUUGCACCAAGACUAUGAUGCCUUCCCAUAUCGAAUUUUCCAUGGGAUCGUAGAUGUGCGAAUUUUGAACAGGCUUAAGGGCUGCCGGCUGGCGGAACAAGUUGCUCUCAGCGAAGCGAUUGGAGUUCAAAAAGCGGAAGAUCUUGAGAUCUCUUUCUUUCGUGAUGCCUCGCAUGCAGUGGAGGUGAGCAAGAUCACAGGAGAUCUCAUCGCACUUGUUCUUGGAGUUAAGUCUGCGCACGCCUUCCGUAGUGACAUGACACUCCAGGAGUUCGUGGAGGUUUUCACAUUGGUUGAUAAGGUGCCUCACCAAGAUCGCAAAUGUGAACAUCACCCUGAUGCGCUGAUGCGCAUUGCAGGCUUGCCAGACAUCGCCACAGUUCCUCUCAAUGGGCUUGUCGCUCUUCACUUGCUUUCAAGAGACAUGCUUGCCAUGAUCAGAGGGGUCAGCAUCAAGACGAGGGAUACCGGAGAGGAGUACACGGAAUCUUUGGAUCCUCCAGCCUCCCUGAAACAGGAUUUGGAGAAGCUUAAGGAAACGUGCCCACAAGCGCUUGCAAUGGUAUGUCGAUUGGUGGCUCGGACUGUUUACUUGGCGAGUGAUUUGCCGCUGGCGAUCCCUGAUCUUGAUCAACCUCGAGAAGCCCCUCGUUUGUGCAUGCUUGUCAAGGAGAUGGAUGUAUUGGAUGAGCUUGAAGAACUUGGGGUGGACAAAGGGGAGGAAGCUAAAGCACUCCUUGACAUGCCGGUCCCACUUGAUUUGGAGUACUGGAAUGAUUGGAAUCAGGGGCAUGUCAUGACAGCCUUGAAGCUCUACCGUUCUGUGUGGUCUCAGAUCCGUGAACCUUACUUGGCACCUCCCAAGCCUGUCCUUGCUGCCUGCACUGACCCAGCCAUAGCCGGUGGCAUGGCGAAGGGUUUGGCCCAGUCUGGCUGGCGACAACCAAAGGCUGGUCGUGGGAAACGUCCUCGAAAGGCAAAGCGAUUCAGUGCUCAGAACAAGGAGCAGGGCUUUGAAUCGGAGGAAGAGGAGUGGGAAGUGAUCAGUCCUCCACAGGAGGCGAACGAAGGACGGAGGGCGACUGUUGAGGCAGCUGGCAGCGCCAGAUCAAUUGCCGAAUGUCAGCGACAAGAGCAGCAGGUCAAUGCCAUGGGCAAUGGGCUAGAAGGUUCUGAUUUCAUGCGCGACGUGCUUCAGAAGUUUGUUGACAGUCGACGACCAACAGGGGGUGCCCACUCAAGUCCCGCAAGCCAAUCCGGAGUGACGAUUCGGAGCAGUGAUGCUGAGCGUGUGGCCUUGGCUUGGGACGAUUCCAACAUGAUGGGCGAGAUUCUUGAGCCACUUCUCCUUGCAGUGCUUGGGGAAAGCUUCGAGAUGUCGGUGGAAGUGAGAUCCAGGUUUGUGCUGCAGUUCCGUGGCUAUGUGGAGCAGCAGCAGAGCUUGGUUCUUCGAAGCUGUGCAGAUCACAUUGAGCCUUCGCAACUCCAAAGGUGCAUCUUGCGAGGCAAGGGUUGGACACUGCGCAAGUCCCCCAGCGAUGGGCACUGCCAAUUCCAUUCGGUUGGAUUUGCUGUAGGCGAGGACCAUCAGACUGUGCGUGCCAAUGCGGUCCAAUGGAUCACACAGCACAGAGAUGAAUACAAGUUGAAAAUGGUAGCAGCAAGCUCUCCGCUGGCCACUCUAACAGAGAAUGUCCUAGAUGACGGGCUGGAGAGGGCAUUGGACGAGUAUAUCAAGGGCAUGUCAGAGGGGGACUGGGGUGACAACAUCACGUUGCAUGCUUUGGCCCACCACUACCAGCGCGAGAUUCGCAUACUCACAGACAAUGUGAAGAGGGCUUGGGUUCAGAUUGAGCCAGAAUUCGGUAAUCCCAUCCAUGUGCUUUUCCAUGCGGAAAUCCACUACGAAGGGAUCCAAACAACUACAACGACAACGAAUGAAUGAAAGAUGGAGACAUCCCCAGCCUCAACUGAUGCAGCUUCUGCAAGUUGGUGCCAGUUGUCUUUUAUGUUUGGACAAGGGGUCAUAUUUUUUGGUGUUGUGCAUGGCCAUGCCUUUUGUGGCUGUGCUUGGGUGUGAUGGAAAUUGUUCAGAAGCUGCUGGCUGCUAGACCAUGUGCGAACAUGGUACAAUACCUUGUUAGUUCUGCAGUGGAUUGCGGGCAAAAGUCCCAUGAUCACUCAGGAUAGUGCAGAUCUGAAGUUCAGAUAAUUAAGCAUAGUUGCAAUUGCAUCAUCUUUGAAGUUGUUGGGUGGGGGGCAGGACAUCCAGAGUCAUC